UCUCUGUCAGUUCAUUCUAAGCACCUACAAUCGUAGAAAUAAAUUAAACAGUCUAUAAUACACUCAUUCUGAAAUGGAAUUAUCACUGAAUUCCAUUGGAGCCUCCAUUGUUUUGGUCACAGUGGUAACACUGGCAUGGAGAGUGCUGAACUGGGUAUGGUUGAGGCCGAAGAAGCUGGAGAGGUACCUGAGACAGCAAGGUCUCUCCGGCAAACCUUACAGGCUUCUGUAUGGAGACUUGAAGGAGGCCUCCAUGAUGCUAGAAAAAACAAAAUCCAGAUCCUUCAAUGUCUCUGAUGACAUUACACCACGGCUUGUUCCAUUCCUCUGUAAAACGGUAAAGGAUCAUGGUAAAAAUUCUUUUAUGUGGGUUGGUACAAUACCCACGGUGACCAUCAUGAAUCCUGAACAAAUAAAAGACAUAUUUUCCAGACUUGAUGAUUUUCAUAAACCUGAGGGAAACCCACUUGCAAAGUAUCUUGCAAAUGGACUUUUAGUGUAUGAGGGGAAGAAGUGGGCCAAGCAUAGAAGGAUCAUCCAACCAGCAUUCCAUCUAGAUAAGUUGAAGCUUAUGUUACCUGAAUUCUAUCAAGUUUGUAAUGAGAUGAUUAGCAACUGGGAAAAGUUGGUCUCCGCAGAAGGAUCAUGUGAAUUGGAUGUAUGGCCAUAUCUUGUUAAUUUGACGGCUGAUGUGAUUUCUAAAACAGCAUUUAGAAGUAACUUUGAAGAAGGAAGAAAGAUAUUCGAACUCCUCACGGAAUUAGGUGAUAUUACACAGGAGAUUCUACAAUCCGUUUACAUACCCGGAUGGAGGUUUUUACCUACAAAGAGGAAUAGGAGAUUGAAAGAGAUUGACGAUGAAAUACGAGCCUUGCUUAUGUGCAUCAUUAAGAAUAGAGAGAAGGAGAUGAAAAGAAGUGAAGCUGUAAAGAAUGAUUUACUGGGUUUACUCAUGGAAUCCAGUUAUAGAGAAAUUGAAGAGCAUGGAAACAACAAAAAUGGUGGAAUGACAAUGGAUGAAGUGAUUAAAGAGUGUAAGCUAUUUUACUUUGCUGGUCUAGUGACAACCUCCGUUUUACUUGUGUGGACUUUGGUUUUAUUGAGUGAGCAUCAAGAUUGGCAAGCUCGUGCAAGAGAAGAGGUUUUCCAAGUAUUUGGUGAUAAGAAGCCUAGCUUUGAUGAAUUGAAUCACUUGAAAGUUGUGACAAUGAUAUUAUAUGAGGUGCUGAGGUUAUACCCUCCAGCAACUACACUUGGUCGAGCUGUUGGCGAAGAAAUAAAGAUUGCAGACUUGUCACUGCCUGCUGGAGUUGAGGUUUCAACGCCGGUUAUACUGGUUCACCGUGAUCAAGAACUUUGGGGUGAUGAUGCGGCGGAGUUUAAACCGGAGCGGUUUGCUGAGGGAGUUUCAAAGGCUGCGAAGAGUCAAGCUUCGUUUGUCCCUUUUGGAUGGGGUCCUAGAAAAUGCAUUGGUCAAAACUUUGCUCUUAUGCAGGCAAAAAUGGCUUUAGCUUUAAUUCUGCAAAACUUUGCAUUUGAGUUAUCUCCUUCUUAUGUUCAUGCUCCUAAUACGGUCAUUACUGUUCAUCCGGAACAUGGUGCCCACUUGAUUUUGAAGAAACUGCAGACUGAGACAGUCAGUUUGAACUGAAGGCCCCUUCCACAAUAUUCUUUUUCCUUCCGUCUAAUUUCUGGGUGAAGGAAAUAUGAGAAUAUUCCAGGCUUAUUUUGUAUCAUUUUACCUAAACGUUUUAAUUUCCAACUAUUUUGCUUGUUGCACACUGCUCUAUGUAACCUUAUAUUAUAAGAAUAAAUGAAAUUUCUUGUUUGAAAGAUGCAA
Messenger RNA from Mangifera indica (mango), 1840 nucleotides. Its product is annotated as cytochrome P450 CYP72A219-like. Bases 74 to 1651 code for a protein of 525 amino acids. The transcript is spliced from 5 exons. The record is from RefSeq and is a predicted model, not a curated record. Lineage: Eukaryota; Viridiplantae; Streptophyta; Magnoliopsida; Sapindales; Anacardiaceae. Gene Ontology annotation, molecular function: monooxygenase activity; oxidoreductase activity, acting on paired donors, with incorporation or reduction of molecular oxygen; heme binding.